This is a messenger RNA of Melampsora larici-populina 98AG31, 1125 nucleotides long. RefSeq lists its product as uncharacterized. Lineage: Eukaryota; Fungi; Basidiomycota; Pucciniomycetes; Pucciniales; Melampsoraceae. The coding region runs from base 1 to 1125 and encodes 374 amino acids. The transcript is spliced from 4 exons. The record is from RefSeq and is a predicted model, not a curated record.
AUGCCAACCAAGAUCAUAGAAAUGAUUGUCAACUGGAUUUAUCUUUCUGGAGAAACAGGCAAUGACUUGUUGUACUGGAGAGCUUCAUAUGAAGAACUUUACAAUGAGGAACUCGUUGAAGGGAACCCAGACACCUGGGAUGAUAACACACAACUACAGUGGGAUCCAAAGACUCAAUCUGAACUCUUACUCAAGUGUUCAAGGAUCAGUGCAAGUGCUCCAAAGACUUUGAGCAACCAGCAACCCUGCCAAUCACCACUUGGUCUUCAACUUGCUUCUCUUCCUUGUCUAACCAAGCUGACGCUUGAAUUGGCAGAUUGUUUUGAUGUUAGUUGGACCUGGCUCUUAUGGAAAAGCUCACUUGAAGAACUACAUCUGUUUCAUUGUGAUCAAGUUUCAAUAACUGUCCUGUACAGCUUCACCAAACUCUUUGCAUGCACUUUAGUCACACUCAGAUUGCAUCAUGUACCAGCACAUUACACUGUAUCUUUCAACAAUGAUUGUACCUUGCAGGAUAUCUUGAGCAGAAAACUUGUUGUCAAAUUACCCAAGCUUAAUAACUUAUCUGUAUCAAACGGUCUACCAGUCGGUUUCUUGAGAGCCUUUCACGUUUCAAAGAAUCUAUCCAAAAUCAGCUUGCGUGAAUACCCCAAAUUACGUCAAACAGAUGUGACGGCAUGGCUCAAAGAUAAAGUCUGGCCCAAUCUUAAAGAGUUCAAUAUCUGUCAUACAAAUGGGUUUGGAUCUAUCCAUACACUAACACAGUUGGCUGCGAAACAUGGAGUCAUGAUGUGUCUCAACGGAAAUACUGGUGAGCUGGAUGACCACGGCAAUGUGGAUUCUCGUGAGGAAGGUCUUAGUGAAAGCAAUGAUGAGGAUACUGGUAAGGGUGAUUUGGAGAUUCUCCAUGAAAUUAAGAACGAGAAUACUGAUGGGGUCAAGAACAAGAAACAUGUCAAUAUCAAGCACGACAAUCACGAUGAUGAUACACCUGAACAUAUUCAAGAUGUAAUGGAAAUGUGGACUCAUGUUUCUGAUUACAAAGAAGAGGUUGAAAUUUCCGAUCCACGCGGGAGGAAUUCACACCUCUCAGACUCCAUCUUGCUCAAGGGAAAUGUAAUCUAA